Molecule: messenger RNA, 1407 nt
Organism: Drosophila albomicans
Lineage: Eukaryota; Metazoa; Arthropoda; Insecta; Diptera; Drosophilidae
Product: F-box/WD repeat-containing protein 4
Exons: 3
Coding region: 146-1351 (401 amino acids)
Biological process (GO): SCF-dependent proteasomal ubiquitin-dependent protein catabolic process
Cellular component (GO): SCF ubiquitin ligase complex
Molecular function (GO): protein binding
Source: RefSeq, a predicted model, not a curated record
AAACAUAGUGCUCGAUAAUGAUAAUUGUUGGCAAGGAAGAUGUGCUCAUUUCUGUUGUCCAAUCUAGUGUUCUUAAUCAAAAUGCCGCGAAUUUGUUGGCAGCUUUCUAAUUGGUAGCAGUGAGUCAAAUAUACAAAUAGUCGUUAUGAAGCUUACGGAUCUAAACGUUGACUGCUUGCUGGGAGUGUUUAAAUACUGCUCCGAACGAGAUCUAGUCAAUUUGUACAAGGCUAACAACUAUCUAGGCAGUGUCAUCGAGCAGUAUGUGUUCUAUGCCAUGACAAUGGAUUCGCUCUUGUGCGGCCACAGGAAUCGGCCACGUGUAGAGAGGAGGAAUCAAUCACAAAUGACUUACUUUGAACGACUGCAGGUGGCGAGAAAUUGGCUGAGUGGCAUUUACUUGGAACGACACUAUUUCCAUCAUGCCCAAAUGUUCCCCUCCAAACUCUGCGUUGACGCUGAUGCUUUGUACAUAACGCAUGCCAAUUACUUACGCAAAUAUCUGCGAACGGGCCCAGAGUCACUGCAGCGUCGCUACGCCGAGGAGAUCAGCACCCCAACGAUAUCGGAUAUAUCGGAUUUUGUGAUGAAACAGAACACAAUAUUCGCCGGGCGAGUAAAUGGCUCUUGUUUUGUGCGAGACGGCGAUGGCAUCACCGAGGAAACAUUGCACCACGCCAAGGAAUACCUCUUCUGUGUUGACUUUGUGGACGAUGUUUAUGCCAGCAGCACCGACACGUGUUGUAAGCUGUGGAAACGUUCGCAGGAGUUUGGCUUGUCGCACUUUGAUUUAUUCAUGAAUCUGCAACGCUCAUUCAAGUGCAUGAAACUCAGUGACGACGGUCAGUGGCUCUUUGGUGGUCUUUACACAGAUGCGGGCAGAAGAGCGCUACGAGGAAUUCACACAGAAAGUGGCGAGGAGCAAGUUUUCAAUUCAAACACCAUCUCUAUCUACGACCUCAAAAUGAAAGACGAUCAAGUUUUAUUCACUGCCAACUUUGAUACCACGUUUCGCAUCUUCGAUCGACGCAUCGAUCGAGACGUCUGCAUUUGGGAAGAUCCAUUUGAUUCAUCGUUCUAUUGCCUCGAGUAUGAUGGUCUCUAUGCCGUGCUGUGCGGUGCCAAAUACCACAGUCGUGUUAAUUUAUAUGAUAUUCGUGUGCCGGGGAAAUACAUUCAAUUGUACUUUCCAGGACGAACGCGUCAACAUCAUAGAAGCUCACCUGUAUAUAGUCUCGCAUGUGACAGUCAAUAUAUGUUCGUUGCCACUGAUCACAAUUUACGGGUUUUUGAUUUUAGAACCAAUUACGGUAUUAAACGAGAUUAUAGCGAUUGGCAACCAUCAAAUUGAUUGUAUAGCAAAUUGUUUGUUUCUUUCCACAAUAAAAUCUGUGAUUUGUUUGCCAA